This is a messenger RNA of Alexandromys fortis (reed vole), 1303 nucleotides long. RefSeq lists its product as uncharacterized. The record is from RefSeq and is a predicted model, not a curated record. NCBI's taxonomy places the organism in Eukaryota, Metazoa, Chordata, Mammalia, Rodentia, Cricetidae. The transcript has 2 exons. Bases 152 to 1288 code for a protein of 378 amino acids.
GCACUCCGGCCACAGCAACAGGAAGACUACGGAGCUCUGGGAGACAUUUUAAGGAGGACAGAUACAGCCUUAGGCUAUACCACACCUGUAGGCCAGUCAGCCCAGCCCAGGCCCAUGGCACAGAGAAGUGAAACCUGUGUUCUCAUUGAACAUGAGUGAAGCUCCUGAGAUUGGGAAGGAGAGAGGAGCAGAGCAGAGAGGGCCUUGGGGCUCCAACUGGGAGUAUGAAGACUGCAGGAGCCUCCGGAAAAGGAGCCUUGCUGAGCCAAGCGGGCUCCAUGCAGAAAAUGACUUGGACUCUACCUGCCCAGCCAGGGCGCGGAAUCGGCCCUACAGAAAAAGAGAUUGUGGGUAUUGGGAUUUUGAGCAGAGUGAACCAAACUAUAUGGACUCUGGGGAAACAAAUGGAAGAGGAAGGGAUGGUCUCUUCCCAGAGGACUAUGCUGGUUACAAGAAUAGAGAAGACAUAGACCGAGUGCAUGUCAGGCCUGGGACAGAGGAGCGUUUGCUUCUGGGAAGCCCGCCUGGGAUCCUGGAAGCUGCAGAAUGCCGGACGGUGAAUGGCUGUAUAGAGUGUAAGGAACUGGCUUAUAAUCCUGAGGACACGCAAAAAGCCAAGCACAGGAACGGCUACAGGGACUUGGGUGACUCUCUGAGGAACUUCCACCAACCUCACAACUGGUACUGGGGCCUGGGGAAUGGUAAAGGAAUUAGCUUAGACUGUGGAGAUCACCGCGCUUCACGUCAUGUUCCUGGGCCUUAUCCCAACGGGGAGUCUGUGGAGCCUCCAGACUGGAAUGGGAUCAGCGAAGGUGAAGAGUUUGUUAGAUACUGUGAAGACGGUGGGAAGGUUUGCCAGAGCAGCGCGACCUACCCCAGAGCAAAGACUUGUCCCAGGGAUCUAGCUAAUUUUGAUACAGAAAAUAAAAGCGCUGAUACUUUCUCUCCAAACCCUGAGCCUCAUGAUUAUAGACAAGUCGAUUCUCUGCACCCAGGGGAGGAUUUGCCGUAUUGUGACAGUGACAGACUGGGAAUGAGGGCACCUGGUGGCCGAGGAGCCAUCUCUGACCGUGUGCAGCAGCAGCCUGGGGGGGAGCAAGGAGAACCUCACUUUGGGGUUCCUGGGAGCCCCGUGUUAGAAAGCACCCGGCACUUAGAGGAGGCGAGAAGGCUGGCUGAUUCCGAUACCUGGAGACGGAACAGCCACUUCCGCCGCACGGCUCCCAGCACUCUGAGACGCUCAGAGUUCGUGCAGAGACGGAAGAGCUCCCAAGAUGUGACAUGCUAGCGGCUCUCAGCUCCC